Diaporthe citri is the source of this 1362-nucleotide messenger RNA. RefSeq lists its product as uncharacterized. NCBI's taxonomy places the organism in Eukaryota, Fungi, Ascomycota, Sordariomycetes, Diaporthales, Diaporthaceae. Bases 1 to 1362 code for a protein of 453 amino acids. The record is from RefSeq and is a predicted model, not a curated record. The transcript has a single exon.
AUGACACGCGCCAUGGUCGACGACGACCGCAACCUGCCCGAUCGCAGGCAAAAGUUCCGUCCGCCCCCAAUCGAUGUUGAGUCAGCCCGCCAGUAUGGCUUCGUGUCCAAGAAGGCUGUUGUCGUCCAAGGACACCCCCACACCCAGUCUCUGCAUGCCGUUGUCAACCCGCCUGUCACUCCCCCUCUCCGGCGCAUGCCCAAGUUGACGAGUCCUCGCCGCGAAGCCGACAGCAUCUCCCCGGCCUCGUCAUACUACUCCGAAGACGAGGUGGGACAGGCCCGCCCCUCCUACAUCAGCCCUCUUCGGGUUCGCAAGGACCUUGAGAGCGACCGCAGUGUUCUACGACGCCACGACCCCCAGAACCGGUCUCCUUGUCCCGACCGUACCAAGUACGAUCUCUCUCCGGUCCGCCGCUCAUCUCUCCGCCGCGGCUUGCAAAAGACCGCCACCACGGGCGACCUGCGCGAGCUUCAAUCAGACGAGACUUGUCCCCAGCGCACCUACUCUCCUCUGUCUGACUACCUUUCAGCCCAGGCCAAGCCCAUCCGGAAGCAGCUUGUCGGAGCCCAUGGCUGGCUGGAGCGUACCACUGGCGCCUCUGACAAGCAGCACAUUUCCGACCAAAAGCCCAUUCCCAAAACAACUCCUCAGAAAAAGGUCGGGUUUCUUGACAGCCUCAGAAAGAUGGCCAAGGAAAUGACUACCUCCGCCAAGGAUAUCACGUCUUCGGCUUCUCGAAAGUCACGCGACAAUGAAAAGCGCCGAUCCCGACUCACGGUCUCUCUAGACCCACGAGAGCAGAGUCUGCUCUACUGCGAGCUCGAGUUCCUGCUGACUACUGCUCUUGACGGCUAUAUCAGCAGCCAGUUCAACGCGGGUCGCCUCGAGGCCGACAAGUACAAGAAGAUCGUGGACGGCUGGCAGCAGCGUGGACGCCCCAAGGUCAUCGGCUUCCGCUACGACCUCGAGACCCAGUUGGACCUGAUCCUCCUUCACAGCGAGGACUUCCGAUUCUACGGCAAGCGCGCUGGCCUCAUCGCGGCUGUCAACGGGGUGCUUGACAUGAUGCGUGUUGACGCUCGCGCCAUGCGCAUCCGCACAUUCUGCCAACCCGACACCGUAAUUGCUAAGCAACUCCUGGAUUCUCAGUCUCUGUUCAACCUCGUGGGCUGCUGUGAGCAGCAGCAGAUCCAACUGGCCGAGGUCAUCCAGUUCUUCAAAGUCAUCUUGGAGCGGGAGCAGAACUUUCGACAGCACCAGAACGAGGGCGGCACGGGGCAAGCAGACCCAGGCGAGGCCCGCGGGAGUGUCGGAUCCGGCACUGGUUCUCAGUCCAGACAGAAGCAAUUUCUUGAUUAA